ACUCGAAGGACCUCCCACUUUAGUGUAAAAUCCUAGCCUGAAGGAUUCAGUUACAUGUAAUAUACCGGUAGUCCAACUUUGAUUUUGGAUGGCAGACAUGAUCAGGACGCUGAGCAGAAGUGUGCAAGCUGUUGUCAGACACACGCCGUGGGGUCCAUGGACACGUAGGACACCGGUCCGGCACUUCACUUGUCCCCCAGCUGCUCUCCACUGCCACCAAGACUUUCUAGAGGUUCACUACAGAGGCAACCGACUGCAGUUGGACUACUUGUGGCUGAGGGAUAACUGCCACUUAGCCUCUUCCAACAACUUCACAACCAACCAGAGGAAAGUUGACACCGCAAGCAUCGAUCUCAACAUUCGUCCCGAGGACACAAAAGUGGAAGAUAACCAUCUCAUCCUCACUUGGCCUGGUGGUCACAUAUCCAAAUACAGCCUCAAUUGGCUCUCUGAAAACAGCUACGAAGGAAGAAAACAGCGCAUUACCCAGCCACGUAUUCCCUGGAAUGCUGACAUCUAUAACAAGGCAAAUGUGGCCCCUUUGAAAUGGGACACAUUUAUGAGCAGUGACGAUGAACUGAAGACAUUUUUGCAGACCUAUCUUCUCUAUGGGAUUGCUUUCGUGGAAGAUGUCCCUGCUACAGUUGAAGCCACAGAGGCCGUUUCUUUGAGGGUCAGUCUUAUAAGGGAGACGACAUAUGGGGGAAUGUGGUGCUUCACUUCAGAUAAUUCAAGAGGAGACAGCGCUUACACCAACAUGGCUCUGGACCGCCACACUGACACAUGUUAUUUACAUGAACCGAGUGGAAUUCAAGUUUUUCACUGCCUCAAACAUGAGGGAACAGGAGGAAAGACACUCCUUGUGGAUGGAUUCUAUGCAGCAGAAAAUAUUCGCAAGAACUCCCCAGACCAUUUUGAGCUGCUUUCCAGUGUUCCUAUCAGAUAUGAACAUCGUGAAAACGCUCCUAACCAUUUUUGCUGCCUGCAAGGCAUCGGACCCAUCCUGAAUGUCUAUCCUUGGAACAAUGAACUUUACAUGAUAAGGUACAACAACUAUGACCGAUCAGUGACUGAUACCAGCCCUCAUGAUGUUAUCCGACACUGGUAUGUGGCUCAUCGAGAAUUAACUACGCAACUCAGGCGACCAGAGAAUGAGCUGUGGGUGAAACUGACUCCUGGAAAAGUGAUUUUCAUCGACAACUGGAGGGUCCUUCACGGGAGGGAAGCUUUCACCGGCAUACGGCAAUUAUGUGGAUGCUACCUGACCCGAGAUGAUGUUCUCAGCAAAGCACGUACUUUGGGGCUGCAGGCCUAACUCCAGAUGACGACAGCCCUUUGACUGUGGUAUUCUUCAGAACAUUUAUCCUCCAUUUGCAAAUUAAUGCUGCAUGGAAUAGGUUGGUUAGCAACACUAAAUUGUCCUUAGUAUGUGAAUGUGAGUUUGAAUGUUGUCUGUCUAUGUGUGUUGGCCCUGCGAUGAGGUGGCGACUUGCCCAAGGUGUACGCUGCCUUCCGCCCGAAAGCAGCUGAGAUAGUUUCCAGCACCCCCGUAACCCCGAAAGGGGCAAGCGGUAAAAAAUAGAUGGAUGGAUGGGUAUUCUGUGAUUAUUUUCAUUGUUUGGGCCAUUGAGUGAAAAAAAAGUAACAAUUUAUUUGAGACUCUUUCCAUCCAUCCAUCCAUUCAUCUUCUUCCGCUUAUCCGAGGUGGGGUCGCGGGGGCAGCAGCCUAAGCAGGGAAGCCCAGACUUCCCUCUCCCCAGCCACUUCAUCAAGUUCCUCCCAGGGGAUCCCGAGGCAUUCCCAGGCCAGCCGGGAGAGAUAGUCUUCCCAACGUGUCCUGGGUCUUCCCCGUGACCUACUACCGGUCAGACGUGCCCGAAACACCUCCCUAGGGAGGCGUUCAGGUGGCAUCCUGACCAGAUGCCUGAACCACUUCAUCUGGCUCCUCUCGAUGUGGAGGAGCAGCGGCUUUACUUUGAGCUCCUUCCGGAUGAUAGAGCUUCUCACCCUAUCUCUAAGGGAGAGCCCCGCCACCCGGCGGAGGAAACUAAUUUCGGCUGCUUGUACCCGUGAUUUUGUCCUUUCGGACAUGACCCAAAGCUCAUGACCAUAGGUCAUGCUGAUUCCCAUCCUAGUCGCUUCACACUCGGCUGCGAACCCAUCCAGUGAGAACUGAAGAUCUUGGCCAGAUGAAGCCAUCAGGAUCACAUCUGCAAAUAGAAGAGACCUAAUCCUGCAGCCACCAAACCAGAUACCCUCAACGCCCUGACUGCGCCUAGAAAUUCUGUCAAUAAAAGUUAUGAACGGAAUCGGUGACAAAAGGGCAGCCGUGGCGGAGUCCAACCCUCAAUGGAAACGGGUCCGACUUACUGCCGGCAAUGCAGACCAAGCUCUGACACUGAUCGUACAGGGAGCGGACCGCCACAAUAAGACAGUCCAAACUCCCCAUACUCUCUGAGCACUCCCCACAGGACUUCCGGGGUACACGGUCGAAUGCCUUCUCCAAGUCUACAAAGCACAGGCAGACUGGUUAGGCAAACUCCCAUGCACUCUCAAGGACCCUGCCGAGAGUAUAGAGCUGGUCCACAGUUCCACGACCAGAACGAAAACCACACUGUUCCUCCUUAAUCCGAGGUUAGACUAUCUGGCGUAGCCUCCUCUCCAGUACACCCGAAUAGACCUUACCGAGAAGGCUGAGGAGUGUGAUCCCACGAUAGUUGGAACACACCCUCCAGUUCCCCUUCUUAAAGAGAGGAACCACCACCCCGGUCUGCCAAUCCAGAGGUACCACCCACGAUGUUGCAGAGUCUUGUCAACCAAGACAGCCCCGCAGCAUCCAGAGCCUUAAGGUACUCCGGGCGGGUCUCACCCACCCCCGGGGCCUUGCCACCAGGUAGCUUUUUAAGUACCUCAGCAACCUCAGCCCCAGAAAUUGGAGACCCCACCACAGAUUCCCUAGGCACUGCUUCCUCAUAGGAAGACGUGCUGGUAGGAUUGAGGAGGUCUUCAAAAUAUUCCCUCCACCGAUCCACAACAUCCGCAGUCAAGGUCAACAGAACACCAUCCCCACCAUACACGGUGUGGACACUGCACUGGUCCAGAAUUGCUUUGAAGCUGUCCGGAAGUAAUUUUCCAUGGCUUCCCCGAACUCCUCCCAUGUUUGAGCUUUUGCCUCUCCCGACCGCUGAAGCCGCACACCGCUUGGCCUGUCGGUUCCUGUCUGCUGCCUCCGAAGUCGUAUGAACCCAAAGAGCCUAAUAGGAAUCUUUCUUCAGCUUGACGGCAUCCCUCACCACUGGUGUCCACCAGCGGGUUCUAGGAUUACCGCCACGACUGGCACCAACCACCUUGCAGCCACAGCUCCGAUCAGACGCCUCGACAAUAGCGGUACGGAACGUUGUCCACUUGGACUCAAUGUCCAGCGCUUCCCUCGUGACAUGUUCAAAGUUCUUCCAGAGGUGGGAAUUGAAACUCUCUCUGACAGGAGACUCUGCCAGGCAUUCCCAGCAAACCCUCACAAUGCGUUUGGGACUGCCAAGUCUGUCUGGCAUCCUCCCCACCAUCGCAGCCAACUCACCACCAGGUGGUUAUUGGUAGAAAGCUCCGCCCCUCUCUUCACCCGAGUGUCCAAAACAUGAGACCGCAAAUCCGAUGACAACUACAAAGUCGAUCAUGGAACUUCGGCCUAGGGUGUCCUGGUGCCAAGUGCACAUAUGGACACCCUUAUGUUUGAACAUGGUGUUUGUUAUGGACAAUCUGUGGCUAGCACAAAAGUCCAAUAACCAAACACCACUCGGGUUCAGAUCCGGGCCGCCAUUCUUCCCAAUCACGCCUCUCCAGGUUUCACUGUCGUUGCCAACAUGAGCGUUGAAGUCCCCCAGUAGAACGAGGGAAUCACCUGGGGGAGCACUCUCGAGUACUCCCUCGAGUGAAUCCAAAAAGGGUGGGUACUCUGAGCUGCUGCUUGGGGCGUAAGCGCAAACAAGAGUCAGGACCCGUUCCCCCACCCGAAGGCGGAGGGAAGCUACCCCCUUGUCCACUGGGUUGAACUCCAACGUGCAGGCUUUGAGCCUCUCAAGAGAACUGGUUCCAGAGCCCUUGCUUUGCGUUGAAGUGAGUCUGACUAUAUCUAGCCCGAACUUCUCCACCUCACGCACUAGCUCAGGCUCCUUCCCCCCCAGCAAGGUGAUGUUCCACGUCCCAAGAGCUAGCUUAUAUAGCCGAGGAUCGGACCGCCAAGUCCCCUGCCUUCGGCUGCUGCUGAGUUCACACUGCACUCGACCUCUAAUACUCCUGCUAUGGGUGGUGAGUCCAUUGGAAGGGGGACCCACGUUGCCUCUUCGGGCUAUGCCCGGCCGGGCCCCAUGGGCCACCAGGCGCUCGCCAUCGUGCCCCACCUCCGGGCCUGGCUCCAAAGGGGGGCCCCGUUGACCCGCGUCCGGGCGAGGGAAAUCUGGGUCCUUUCUUUGUGAGGAUCUUAACUGUUAAAAUAUAACUACAUUUCUGACAGACAAAUAAUUAACUGACAAGAAAAUUAGGCCCAACUCAUUUGUUUUCCUUUUAAUUAGUUUGACACAAUUUUUAUCCUAUUUGACUUGGACCAGAAUUAAAUUAAUAUUUUUAGAGUAAUUAAUAAUUCAUACUUUAGCAAACAAAAGGUAGACAGAAUAGAGAGUAACAGAAGAUUUUGGUGAACUCUUGUUAUUUAAUGUUUUCAUUGAAGACACAGCAGGACUGGAGAAACAUUUCUAAUAAAGUUUAAUCUAAAUGCGCCCUGUCAUUCAUUCAUUGCGUUGAUAUUUAAACAAACUAUUUUUGAUUGUCACGGUGAUACAGGACCAAGUGCAUCCCAAUUCCUCUUGUUUCUAAAUGUGUGAUGCUUAAUUUAAUCAAUAGAGUUGGUAUGUUAUGUAGUGUGUGAAAAGUAAUUCCUUUUUACAUUGUGGUUCGAUUGUGCUCCCCGCUGGCAAAAUGGGUAACGGCAAGAAAUACACAAGGUCCAGAUUCCAUAGUAAGGGAUGAUCAUUAAUUCUAGUCAUGUGUUCUCCUUGGUGCUGUACAUUAUUCAUUGGGUCAAAAUAAUCGUGUCAAAUCCAAACAUUUCUGACAGUAGACAGCAUGUGUUAGAUAAAUCUUCAAUUAAAUCAGAUGAGAUGUGCAGAUGCACUUGAUGCUGAGUGUACACGUAUAUUCAGCCUAGGCAGCAACCUCUUGAGCUGAGGACACCCAAGGCUAAACGCAGAAGAUGUUUUGUGUAUUUCCUGUAUGCAGCACGAGUCCUACUCUGACUCCCAACACUAAAACAUGAGGAGACGGCUGUGGUAACCAUGGAAACCGCCGAGGAUACUUAAGUUGUCGUGGCAACUCGGUGAAUGAGAGCAUUCAGACUGGAUGUGCUGCUAUAAUCAGGCCGAGCAUGGUGACCAGUCCAAUCCAUAGGUUCCUGGGAUGACGCCAAUGUUUGAAAAGAGAAAAGGAAAUCUAAAGCAGUUUACAAAAUAAUUGACUUUAUUGUGUGAAAUGUCUUCUGGCAGUGACUGAGAAUGUACAUUUAUAACCACGUGUCCAAUUAAUAAUGAACAAUGUUUUUCUAGCGCUUAACUUCAAGCUUGGAAAAUCUCUUGUCUUUGAUGAGCCAGAGAGAGAUCGUAAAUGGGUUGUACUUGUACAGCGCUUUUAUACCUUUUUUUUUUAAGGAACUCAAAGCGCUUUGACACUAUUUCCACAUUCACCCAUUUACACACACAUUCACACACUGAUGGCGGGAGCUGCCAUGCACGGCGCUAACCAGGACCCAUCAGGAGCAAGGGUGAAGUGACUUGCUCAAAGACACAACGGACGUGACUAGGAUGGUAGAAGGUGGGGAUUUAACCAGUCACCCUCAGAUUGCUGGCACGGCCACUCUCCCAACUUCGCCACGCCGUCCCCUGAUGAAGGUUAAGGCUACAUAGCUCAACGAGCAUCCUUCUUUGCAUGGAGUUAAAAAAUGGCAGCAAAUGCAAACAGUUAGUUAAUUACUUAAUCAGUUAGUUAGUGCUGGUUGCUAAGCAAUGCAACAAGCUAAAUGUCCUACAUUUAGUCAGACAGGUCCUUACCAGGCACAUAAAAAGAGCAGCCAUUACAAACAUAUAUAUAUAUAUAUAUAUAUAUGUAUAUAUAUAUAUAUAUAUAUAUAUAUGUAUAUAUAUAUAUAUGUAUAUAUGGCUUCACGGUGGCAGAGGGGUUAGUGCGUCUGCCUCACAAUACGAAGGUCCUGCAGUCUUGGGUUCAAAUCCAGGCUCGGGAUCUUUCUGUGUGGAGUUUGCAUGUUCUCCCCGUGAAUGCGUGGAGUUUGCAUGUUCUCCCCGUGAAUGCGUGGGUUCCCUCCGGGUACUCCGGCUUCCUCCCACUUCCAAAGACAUGCACCUGGGGAUAGGUUGAUUGGCAACACUAAAUUGGCCCCAGUGUGUGAAUGUGAGUGUGAAUGUUGUCCGUCUAUCUGUGUUGGCCCUGCGAUGAGGUGGCGACUUGUCCAGGGUGUACCCCGCCUUCCGCCCGAUUGUAGCUGAGAUAGGCGCCAGCGCCCCCCGCGACCCCGAAAGGGAAUAAGCGGUAGAAAAAUGGAUGGAUGGAUAUGUAUAUAUAUAUAUAUGUAUAUAUAUAUAUAUAUAUAUAUAUAUAUAUAUGUAUAUAUAUAUAUAUAUAUAUAUAUAUAUAUAUAUAUAUAUGUAUGUAUAUAUGUAUAUAUAUAUAUAUAUAUAUAUAAUAUACAAAAAUAUUGUUACGCCAAGCAAGAAAUAGUCCAGACUUUAAACACUAAUUAAAAAAAUACUCCUGGAUGUCAAGUGGAUAACUUUUUUUUUCUCAUUGAAAACCAAAAUAUUUUUUUUAAGAACCAAAAAGCAUUUAUUGCCUGGAAAAGGAACCAAGGUGAAAUGAAAAACGGGUUCACCUUACGGCCUAGUAUCAUAGAUGUUAUUUUCUCCUCAUACGUUGUCACUCUUUCACUGACUGCAGCUCUCCAUGUUAUCCUGUCUUCUGCAAGGUCUUCCCAGUGUGUAGUAUCUAUUUCCCAUUGUUUCUAUGUCUUCUUUAAGCAAUCCUUGCAGCGUUUUCUCUGCCCACCACCAUUUCUUUCCCUUCAUCUAGCUGACAGUACAACAUCUGUUUUGGCAGUCUUUCGCCAUUCAUCCGUACAGCAUGCCCUGUCCAUCGUAGUUGGUAUUUAAGAAUUGUACUCUCUACACUGGGAAGCAUGGCCUGUUCAAGUACACUGAUGUAUGUUCUCAUAUCUUGCCACUUAAUAUUCAUCAUCUGGCGUAGUUAUCGCUGUUGAUACCUUUCAAGCGCUGUGAUACGUCUUUGAUAUGCUGUCCAUGCCUCUGAACAAUAAAGCAAAGUUGUAACAAUU
Nerophis ophidion (straightnose pipefish) is the source of this 7390-nucleotide messenger RNA. It is a transcript of the gene tmlhe, whose product is annotated as trimethyllysine hydroxylase, epsilon. The record is from RefSeq and is a predicted model, not a curated record. Gene Ontology annotation, biological process: carnitine biosynthetic process. Bases 89 to 1315 code for a protein of 408 amino acids. The transcript has 7 exons. Gene Ontology annotation, molecular function: trimethyllysine dioxygenase activity; iron ion binding. NCBI's taxonomy places the organism in Eukaryota, Metazoa, Chordata, Actinopteri, Syngnathiformes, Syngnathidae. Gene Ontology annotation, cellular component: mitochondrion.